Molecule: messenger RNA, 4413 nt
Organism: Penicillium waksmanii
Lineage: Eukaryota; Fungi; Ascomycota; Eurotiomycetes; Eurotiales; Aspergillaceae
Product: GYF domain-containing protein
Exons: 6
Coding region: 1-4413 (1470 amino acids)
Molecular function (GO): protein binding
Source: RefSeq, a predicted model, not a curated record
AUGCCUACACCACUCCCAUCGAGUUUUGCCUCCGCCGCUGCCGGUAACACGCAGGACCCCAGUCGGAGAGGGGAUGGAGGAGCUGCUGGUGAAUGGUCUCGAUCUCGUAUGAACGGAGCCACUCAGACCUUCCGCCGCCCUUCUGUCGCUACGAACCCUUCUCACAUCCGGGAGAGUGGUCAACCUGCUUCAGCUUCGACACCGACGGCCUACAUCCCACCCCACAUGAGCUCAAAUACCACCCCCAGCACCCUACGCAACGGAGAAGCCCGAUACUCCAAGGAACAGCUCCUAGAGAUGUAUAAGGCGCAGCGGGAGAACGGAGCUUUGGGCAAAAACGUGGAGGAAUACUUUGUCGCCGACUGGGAUCCUCACAUGGUGUCAGCCCCCGCGAAUGGAGCGUGGGGGAAGCGGGACGACCACAAGUCCUCCGCGGGACCUGAAGUGUGUUGGGACCACGGAGGACAGGCUGAACCGUUGGGCUUGUCUGAUAUGUCGGAUGGAGAGAAAGAGAUAUUCUCUGCUUCGGUCAAUUCUCCCCUCAAGCCCCCCCCCACGAACGCGCAGAAAGAAAAUACUGCACCAGGUACUGGGGGUCGCAAACAGUCCAUCUCUUACACCCAGGGCCAUAUCAAUAACUACAAUACCUCCUCCCCGACGGCCAACCGCCCGGGCGUGAGACGUCGUGAGACCGGUGACUCGAUCGGCAACCCUAUGUCCCCCACCGGCUCCAACUCACGCUUUUUCCGCGAUGAGGCGACUACUUCCACCCCUCCCCCCGCCCUCUUGCGUCGUAAAACCGAUUUCCGGGAUCAAAAGCCUGACGACAAGGCUAAAGAAGGACAAGAAACUGCUUCUCCCUUUGGCUCUUUGAAACGAAGCUCGACCAACCCUUUGAAUACCGCUGUGGGAGGACCAGGCUCGCCUUGGGGCUCGGCUUCGCACAAUGCCAACUUCUCUCCCAUGGGCGCAUUUGGAGCAUUCUCCUUGGGUUCCAACACGGCCCAAACGCCAACGGAGAAAAAACCUGGAUAUGGAAGCCUUCGUGGAGAAAGCCGAUUCAAGGACCUGCUUUCUAAGGAUAGCUCCGAGGAUAUUGCCGGAUCUGCCAAGGAGAAGAACCUGUCCAGCCUGGAGCGCCUGACCGAAGAUAAUGGUGACCAACGUUCGCAGUCUCCUUGGGGGGAGGGGCUCAAGACGCGUGCGAACCGUAGUGAAACCAAUCCUUUCGAUGAGCCUCGCAGUGGUAGCGCCGCGCUCGGCGGAUCUCAAGAUCUCGAAGCGCCGUCCCAAGAUGACCUCGGUUUUGGCGCGUUCGGAAUGACCUCAAGCAUCCCAGGCUUCCGCGAGUUAAUGCAAAGCCAGGAGAAUUCCCGCAACCCUACUCCGAGCUUGCUCCAGGGUCAUGAACCAACAAGCCCCACAAACACCAACCCCUAUCAAAGCCCUCAAAAUGAUCGGACUGCUGCCGACCCAGAGGAUCUGGAUACGGAUGGAUCAGACAUCCAGAAUUCCCAACAUCCCGGUCUUAGUGGCUUGCGGGAUCCUUCAAACCCCUUUGGAUCGAUGAGACGGGUCGGCUCAGGCAUGGACCUGCCUACUAUUGAUCGCAGCCAAAACUCCAGCGCCAACGCCAACCGUAACUUCUCCGGUCUUGGUGGCCUCGGUGGCCUCUCCUCUCUCGGUGGAGGUGCCGCUUGGCCUUCUGGAGGUGCCAUCGGUACUCCAACUCGCGAACGCUCUGCUUUCGCUAGCGGUUUCGGUGAUCCCAUCUUCGGCUCCAUGGGUGAUCUUCAGUCUCCAAGCCUGUCUACACUUGGAGGUGGAGGUCUCUUUAGCCCUCAUGCUGGUAUGUCCGGAACCGCCAGCAUAGGCCGAUCGAGCAAACUCGGUGCCCUUUUCUCAUCGGUGCAGGACGAACAAGGUCGCUCAGACUCGGUCGGCCUGGAAGAUGGACUUCGACAAACGGACCUCCAGCAGACGGAAAGACCCGGCCAGGCAAGCAAGCCCGGGUCAAACCCAUCUCAAACACCUGUUUCGGCUCAACGUUGCAUGGUGAUGCCUGAUCGCAUGCGCUGGAUCUAUCGCGACCCGCAGGGCAAUGUCCAGGGACCAUGGACAGGACUUGAGAUGCACGACUGGUUCAAGGCUGGCUUUUUCAGCCCCGACCUGCAAAUAAAGAAGCUCGAGGAUAUUGAAUUUGAGCCACUGGCUCAGCUGGUCCGACGUAUUGGCAAUUCGCGCGAGCCCUUCCUUGUUCCCCAAAUCGGCAUCCCCCAUGGUCCCGAACCUACUGGAGCUCAGUGGACUGGCCCUCCUGGGCAAAACACUACUAGUGCUCAGCCUCCAUUCCCUGGAAGCUUCCCAAGUUUCGGCACUACCUUGACCGCGGAGCAGCAGAACGCACUCGAGCGACGCAAACAGGAGGAACAAUAUCUGAUGGCUCGUCAAAAAGAACAUCUCGCCCAGCAGCAAGCUAUUAUGAAGCAGAUUGGCCCGUCUACUAUGCAGCCCCAGUUGCAGCACCAAACUAGCGCCCACAGUCUUCAGAGCCAGCCCAGCUUCGGUAGCAUUGCUUCGCCGUCUGGUUACCAGCCAUCUCCAAUCCAGGCGCCUGGCCAUGGCCAGCAGCAGCAAUCACAGCAGCAAUCGCAAGGUGGGGUUGCCGGUUUCUUCGAUGCAGCAGCACCUACUCGACAGGGUGGUCUCCCAAAUGUUGGACCUGGCAUGCUAGGAACUGAGCUUGGUAGCCAAGACCAACUUCCGGCUCUACUGGAUCACCUGAACGUCGGCCGCCAGGACCCCUUUGCCUUUGGUGCAUCCAAUUCAUUCGCUGCUCGCCAGCCUGACAGCUUCCUGCAUUCCCAGCAGGUCUCUUCAAUGCUCCAAGAUCGUGAGGCGCUUCAGCAAGAACAAGAACAGUUUGACCAGCUCAACUCAAAUGAUCCCUUUGAUCAGCAGGCGCGUGAGGAGCGACUGCGUCAGUUCCAUGCUCUGAGAGCCCAAGAAGGUGACUUUGGCAUGCGGACCGUUGAUGGCUUGCCAACUCACCCAGCUGCUGCUUCCGCCCAGGACGCUGAGGCUGCUGCUACCAGCGAAGAGCUAGCCCUGGAAGCCCUCUCAGCUGAUGAACCUACCGAUGAGCCUACUCUCACUCUGUCUCAACAGGUCCACAAGGCCGCCUCUGCCCAGCGCCAACAGCAGGAGCAAGACCAGCAUGCUCAGGCUGUCCCUGAAAAUGUCUGGGGAAUUAAGGCCGAUAGUGCUAUGCCUCACCCCUUCCCCCCGCCCCCCUCUGCCUCGCCUCUACCCGCCCCCGCUGCUCAGCGCAACCGCCAGAACAUGGCUGAAUCUCUCGUCGCCGACUCUCAGUCCCGGACCCAAACCCCAAUUGAUGCGGCACCCACUUCUGUCGCCCCGUGGGCAAAGGAUACCGUCGAAGUGCCGAGGGGUCCCUCUCUGAAGGAGAUCCAGGAGGCCGAAGCUCGCACUGCUGCCCAGCGCGAGGAACACGCCGCCGCUGCUCGUCGCGCUCAGUUCCUUGCAGAGCAAGAGCGUCUCAGCCAUGCCCAAUCUCAGGUUGUCCCUGGUCUUCCCUCCUCCGCAAAUUGGGCCAGCUCUGGAUCCCCGGCUACUCCUACCGCUGCUAGCCCAGCCUGGAACACUAAGAGCCAGCCCGCACCUAUCACCAGCACCGCAAAGAAGACCCUGGCUCAGAUCCAGAAGGAGGAGGAGGCCCGCAAGCAGCGCCAAGCUGCUAUCAACGCCGCUGCCGCCCAACGCUAUGCCGAGCUUGCCAGCAAGGCCCCUGCUGCUACCGCCGCCGCCGCCGCCAGUGCUGCCCCUGUUCCUUCUAGUGCUUGGACAACUGUCGGUGCUAGUGGCAAGGCUAAGACUCCUCUUGCCGCGCCCCUUGGACCUCGCUCUACCAGUGGUACCAUUCCCGUUGCCCCUGCUUCUGUCUCCAAGCCUCGCCCAACUAUCGCUACCCGUACCGUGACCGGUGGCAGCGUGUCUCAGGGCAGCUCUAACCGCGCUAUGGAGGAAUUUACUAAGUGGGCGCAGCUGUCUUUGGGCAGAGGUUUGAACAGUAACAUCAAUGUGGACGACUUUGUUCAGCAACUUCUUUUCCUGCCUGCGGAGGCCGAGAUUAUCUCUGACUCCGUCUACGCAAACUCCCAGACCUUAGAUGGUCGCCGCUUUGCCGACGAAUUUAUCCGCCGCCGCAAGCUGGCCGACAAGGGUGUCGUUGACCCCGUCUCGCCCAGUGCUUUCGCCGAGCAGAAGAACGGCGGUGGCUGGAACGAGGUUGCUAAGAAGGGGUCUGCUUCCGGCGCUACCCCUUCCGCCCGUGAAGAGGAGAGUAACGCCGCAUUCAAGGUCGUCGCUCCCCGCAAGAAGGGCAAGCGCUAG